AUGUCGACUUUAUAUCAGCCAAAACGGGGUGGUGUGAUUGAAGUUGUAUCGGAAGAAGCCGCUUCGGACUUAGUAGUCGAUGUAGCUAAAAAAUCUGAUUCAUUAGAAGAUGCCCAUCCGGAAGAAAAAUUCAUAAAUGAUUAUAUUAAACAAAAUUCUAGACGAGUUCAAAGUGCAACAUCGAGUAUACCUACUGCUUCAUCAUCACUAUCGUGUCAUGAAGAUCCAGCUGAACAACAAGAAGUAACAAAUAAUCAACGUCGUACAUCACGUCAUGCUAGUGCACGUCGUUUAUGGGAAAUAAAUGAAUGGAAUGAACAACAGAAACAAUUCAAACAAAAAUUUCAAACAACUGAAUCAAAUACUAAUUCUUCCUAUAAUGAAAUUAAAGCGACGACAAAAGAACUUCUUAAAAAUACUGAUAAAUUGAUAAAUCGAAAUGAUUUUGAAGCAAAUCGUCGUCGAGAAUUUAUCUAUAGAAAUUAUUAUCAUAAUGUACGUGAACCAGUUUUACAUGCAAAAGGCAAGCAGUGUGAACGUUUGGAAAAAACACGUACGAAUCGAAAUCGAUUCAAAACACAACAAUAUAAUCAAUUUCUUGAAUUUAUCAAUAAACAUCGAUUUAUUACUCGAGAUGAUUUUGAUACACGUGAAUAUGAUGCAUUGGCACGAUAUGAUGAUAAAGCCGAGGAGAUUCACACAAGAUUUUUAUCUGAUCCAACCCUUCUUUCCUAUCGCAAAUGGUUGAAUGAACGUCGUACACUCUCAUCCUUAGGAUGUAGACCACAAGCACAAAAAGCGGAUGAUCCUCGUCAUGUGAUUUCAGAUGAUUUUCGUUCUUUUCAUCGUACUACAACACCCUAUUGGGAUGGUCAUGAUUCACAAUCUGCACUUUCUUGGCAAACGCAUGAUCAAUCUGUAAUUGAUUCACAUGUUAGACGUUUAGCAAGUGCUAAAUGUUAUUAUAUUGUUCAACAAUCAGAAGAUUCAAUCACAUGUGAUCCAAUUGAUCGAUCUUUUUCCUAUUUACGUCACCGUUCUGCAUCAUCAUCGAAUAUUUCUACACGAAAUUGUGCACCAACACCUUCUUAG
This is a messenger RNA of Adineta steineri, 1092 nucleotides long. Lineage: Eukaryota; Metazoa; Rotifera; Eurotatoria; Adinetida; Adinetidae. The record is from the annotation of a GenBank genome assembly.